AUGUUGCAACCCAGAAUUCUGGCGCCUCUAAGGGCGCUGGAACGGGCAUUCGCUCCCUCAAUCCGCUCAUCUCAGAGUCUUUACCAGCCGCAAUCCCUCAUUUCACGAACCCUCUCCGCAAAUCUCGCGAUCCCGAAAACCACUCCCAUACCUUCUCUCUCUCACACCCUCCUCCCAUUCUCUCAAGUGCGUUACGCCUCUCACGCCUCCCAAGGUACGGCCAAUCGACACUCGCGCGAUCCCGCCGGUAAGCGUCUCGGCGCGAAGCGAUCUGGCGGUGAGUACGUCGUUCCGGGCUGUAUCAUCUUCAAGCAGCGUGGAUCAAAAUGGUUCCCCGGCGAGAACUGCGCCAUGGGCCGUGACCACACAAUCUACGCAACUCAAGCCGGCUACGUCCGGUACUAUCUCGAUCCCGAACUUCACACAGAACGACGAUACAUCGGUGUUGUCUUUGAGAAGGAGGGCACGCUUCCCGUUCCGCGCAAUGCGCCCAGCCGACGCAAGUUGAAUAUGGUCUCUGUCCCACGAUUGGUGCCUGUCUCCCAGCAACCUGAUAUGGUUGCUUCCAUCGAUGAGAACGGCGUCCAGGUCGGUUCCGUCGCCGCCGUUGAUGCUGAGUCCGGCCCUCAACUCCGUCCUGGUUACAUGUACCGUGAGGCCAACUGGGUUAUCGGUCGUGCUGCUGAGAAGGCUGGUGUCUUUGCUCAAUCAUAUGAUCGUGGAAACCGUUGGCUGGCGUGGAGAAAGCGACAGGCUCGUGCUGAGCGGGCUGCCCAGAUGAAGAGUCUGAAGGGUAAGAAGAAGGCUGGCAAGAAGGCCAAAUAA
Molecule: messenger RNA, 825 nt
Organism: Penicillium angulare
Lineage: Eukaryota; Fungi; Ascomycota; Eurotiomycetes; Eurotiales; Aspergillaceae
Product: mitochondrial 54S ribosomal protein bL27m
Exons: 1
Coding region: 1-825 (274 amino acids)
Biological process (GO): translation
Cellular component (GO): ribosome; mitochondrial large ribosomal subunit
Molecular function (GO): structural constituent of ribosome
Source: RefSeq, a predicted model, not a curated record